Messenger RNA from Ceratina calcarata, 711 nucleotides. RefSeq lists its product as uncharacterized. The transcript is spliced from 3 exons. Bases 1 to 711 code for a protein of 236 amino acids. The record is from RefSeq and is a predicted model, not a curated record. NCBI's taxonomy places the organism in Eukaryota, Metazoa, Arthropoda, Insecta, Hymenoptera, Apidae.
AUGUCCGAUUUGACCAAAGAUUUAUUAACGCAAUACUACGGGAUCGGCUCCGGAACCAGUGGUAAAAAACUCCUGUCGAUCCAUCAGAGCGUUGAAAACGUGAAGAAUGAAGAGGAGAGACAAGUUACUGAUCAAACUUCCUCACUCGCGAAUGAAGAAAAUGUAUCCGACGUGGAAUCUCAGAAGGAAAAUGAAGAUAAUCGAAAAUUUAGUACUGCCAGCGAGUCGUAUUCAUUACCUCAGCGAAUUGUAGACAGUAUAGAAAACGUAUAUGACACUGAUGAAGUUUUCGAUCUGUUUGAGAUUGAUUUUGGACCAAAUAUAAUGUGUAAUGACAUUGGGAAUGGCCCACCUCAAAAUACGCCGCACGAUGGAUUACCAAACCAUGUUACAUCGGAUUAUAUCAAAGCUGACGCCGAAGACUCAGAGAUUGAAACAAGCGAUCGGGGAGAUUCAAACGAAAAUGAUUUAACUCUGUCAUACGUCGAAGAUCAUCGGGGACAUUCGGGCAACGUUGCGGAAGUUUAUUCCGCAAAAUUAAAAUCGCCGACAUCACCGGAAGAUAAUCCAAAUUCGCCAGCGUCGAUACAGAAAAGGGAACCCGUCUACAACGAGGCAUUUGUAGACUUUUCUAACACAGACUUAAAUCAGUUUCCCUGUGAAAUAUUGUACAACUUUUCACAAUUAAGGGUAUCUUACUUUGUCAAGUAA